Hyla sarda is the source of this 1467-nucleotide messenger RNA. It is a transcript of the gene NOAZFP, whose product is annotated as zinc finger protein 330. Lineage: Eukaryota; Metazoa; Chordata; Amphibia; Anura; Hylidae. The transcript is spliced from 10 exons. The record is from RefSeq and is a predicted model, not a curated record. Gene Ontology annotation, molecular function: zinc ion binding. Gene Ontology annotation, cellular component: nucleus. Bases 165 to 1127 code for a protein of 320 amino acids.
GUAUUGUAGCCAAUCACAAUCCUUGUAGUAAUAGAGUGAAAAGAGAGAGGCUCAGCUAUUGGCUGUAAGUAGAGCAGCUGGUGACCCACAGGCCGCACGGCAGGGACAGAGGUUCGUACAGACCUUCUCUUCCGGUGUACGUUACUGCCAUAAGCAACAGAAAAAUGCCCAAGAAGAAGACUGGUGCCCGCAAGAAGGCGGAGAGUCGCAGAGAAAGGGAGAAACAGCAGAGAGCAUCUCGAGGGACUGUGGACUUAGCAAAACAUCCUUGUAAUGCUACAAUGGAAUGUGACAAAUGUCAAAGACGACAGAAAAACCGGGCAUUUUGCUAUUUCUGCAGUUCUGUACAGAAGCUACCUAUGUGUGCUCACUGCGGUAAAACUAAAUGUAUGAUGAAAUCCUCAGACUGUGUGAUCAGGCAUCCUGGAGUUUAUAGUACUGGAAUGACAAUGGUGGGUGCGAUCUGUGAUUUCUGUGAGGCCUGGGUAUGCCACGGCAGGAAAUGUCUCAGCGUCCAUGCAUGCAGCUGCCCUCUAGCUUCUGCUGAGUGCGUUGAAUGUGAACGAGCAGUCUGGGACCAUGGGGGCAGGAUAUUCAGCUGCUCCUUCUGUUAUAACUUCCUGUGUGAAGACGACCAGUUUGAACAUCAGGCUAGUUGCCAAGUAUUGGAGGCUGAAACCUUUAAGUGUGCUUCUUGUAAUCGUUUAGGGCAACACUCAUGCCUCCGCUGCAAGGCGUGCUUCUGCGAUGAUCAUGCUCGGAGCAAAGUCUUCAAGACUGAGAAAGGGAAGGAACCGCCUUGCCCUAAAUGUGGCCAUGAGACACAGCAAACAAAGAAUCUGAGCAUGUCUACACGCACACUGAAGUUUGGCAGGCAGAGUGGAGCUGAUGAAGAUGAUGAUGGUGCUUCUGGCUAUGAGAACUAUUGGAAGAAUCUUGCCUCUGGUGGUUCAAACGCAAACUAUGACUACGAAGACGAUGAUGAAGAGGAAGAUGAAGAUGAUGAGGAGUGUGAUGAGGAAGGGGAUAAAGAUUCAGACUCUGAGGCAUCUGAUCUAUUUGGUCACUUAAAUUUAGGCAGGACAUAUGCCAGUGGCUAUGCCCACUAUGAAGAAUCUCAAGAGUGAAUUAUGAUGCAUAUUGCAAAAGCAUUUUUGAACAAUGACAUGACUGUAAAACAACCAAGUCCCAUAGCAGUAAAAAAAUAUAUAAGGUCAUGUUAUUUUGUGCAGAGAAAAUUCAGUACAAACAAAAGUGUGAGGUGCCAUAUUUGCUUCAUAUUAUUGGUCUUUUUAAUAUUUGGUUUGAUCAGUCCCACCGUACAAACAUUCUGAAUGCUUACAUCACAGUACCGUUAAUCUUAGUACUGAUCGGAUAUUGAGUAACUCUUGCUCAGUGUAAAACUGUUAUGAAUGUAUGCUUAUAUGAUUCUUGUCCAUGUAUUAAAAUACAUUCAAGACCAAAUAA